This is a messenger RNA of Closterium sp. Naga37s-1, 1098 nucleotides long. The record is from the annotation of a GenBank genome assembly. Lineage: Eukaryota; Viridiplantae; Streptophyta; Zygnematophyceae; Desmidiales; Closteriaceae.
AUGACGCCCGCUACCGAGCUGCGCUUCCCACUGAGUUCUGUGCCAAGAACCCCCCCCCCCCCCCCCAUGUACACCACCCUUUACUACCUAGUCACCCGCCUCCCUGACUCCCUUGCUUCACUCAAGGACCACUUUCUCUCCCUUUGCCCCACCGAGCUCACCGUCGACCUGCUAGAGGAGUGCCUCACUGCAGCUGAGAAGAGUAUCUUAGCUGUAGGUGCUUCUCGCGGGGACCCUCGCGCCCCUUUCUUUAAGGGGUGUUCCCCUGUCCCCCUUCUCCCCUCUGUUGCUUCUGCUGUUGCUGUCAACCUUGUUGGCACAGCGGAGGUCAGGGCUGCGUCUGCUCCUAGUGGGAGGCGCCGCACCAGCAAGGGCAAGGGGGGCAAGGGUGGUGGAGGGGACGGUGGGGGCGGCGGUGGAGGCGGUGGAGGAGGUGGAGGGGGUGGCGGUGGAGGUGGGGGUGGUGGUGGGAGUGGGGGCUUCGGUGGCGGCAGUGGAGGUGGUGGAGGCAGCGGCAGCGGCGGUGGAGGCAACGACAGCGGUGGUGGAGGUGGCGGCGGCGGUGGUGCUGGUCGAGGUGGAGCCGCGCAGCGUGAAGGCUCUGGUGGUAGCCAUCGCCAGCAGCAGCCGCGUUCCCGUGAGACCCCGUCGGCCCAGCAACUUCGUGACUGGUACGCUGGGCGUGGGAGGCAGAAUGUUGCUAUCUUUGAUCUUAAUUUCGAUGCUAUCCUUGCUGCCAUGUAUGCUAUGACUGAUAGUGCUGAGGGUGACUGUUACCUGUGUGUUCCGCCCGACCCGGGCAUUGAGGCUGAUGCUCUAGGUGCUAGUGCGUCUGCUGCUCCAGGUACUAGUGAGUCUGCUGCUCCAGGUGCUGGUGAGUCUGCUCUCUCUGGUACUGCACCUACUGACUCUGGUGCUUCGCGCUCCUUCUUUCGCGACAGCACCACACUCACGCCGCUCAGUCGGCCUGUCACAGUCUCCCUGGCUGACCCCUCUGGGGUCCCAGUCCUUGCGCACUCUUCCACGGUUCUACCGUGUCCUGCGGCCCCGUCGGGCUUGCUGUCGGGACUCCACCUCCCCUCGUUCUCUACGAACUUG